AUGUUUGAUGCAACUGUCACCCAAUCACUUGAUCAAUCAGACGAACUUUAUAUUGUUGGAGGUUAUACAUCAUCAAUUAACAAGAUCUGGCGUAAAAUACUAAAAUCAGAUCUAAAAGCUAAGAAAAACCAGUGGGUUGAAUUACCGAACUUUACAAUUCCACUUCAUUUUGCUAGUACGCACAUGGGUUUGUCUUUGUACAAUAAACGCUUGUACAUGUUUAGUGGACAGCUGGACUAUGGCUGUGGACCGGCAACCCAUGCUUGCGCCUAUUUAAAUUUGAAAACAAUGCAAUGGAUAAAACUACCAGAUUUACCCGAAGCUCGAUAUGCAUCACGAGUAAUAAUUUCUAAUGAUUUCGUGCAUUUAUUUGGUGGUACAAAACCAGAUCGUAUCACACCAGCAUUUGACUACUGGAUAUUGAAUUUAAAUCUGACAGAUGAGGGAUGGCUCAAUGGGCCAUCGAUGCCUGAAACUGGCGAUCACGGUUAA
Didymodactylos carnosus is the source of this 492-nucleotide messenger RNA. The record is from the annotation of a GenBank genome assembly. Lineage: Eukaryota; Metazoa; Rotifera; Eurotatoria; Philodinida; Philodinidae.